AGAAUUUCAGUAUAUAAGCGUAAUCUUGAUGUGGUCGGCAUUGUUAUUUUACGGUUAAUGCAUGACAAUCGUUUUUUGACAUUGUCUUACAGUAAAUGUUAAAUGCAUUUAUACACGUAUGUAGAUUACGCCUGAUAGAAAGCAUUUCUACGAUUUAUUGCCACGUCUCAUAAUAGAAAGAAAAUAUCAGUAAGUGUUACCGGUAUUACAAGAACGACAAAUUUUGUAGGUUAUAAAUACAUAUAAAAAGACAAUAUGGUUCUACCUGAAACUGCAAUGGAUUCUGGUAAGAUGAAAAUGGAGUUAGAUUAUAGCAGCAAUUGCGACACAAAAAUCCCAGAGUGCAAAAAGCUGGCACGGGAAGGAAAAUUGUACGAUGCUUUAGACCAAUUACUGGUAUUAGAAAAAUUGGCACGAACAGGUGCUGAUAUGAUAUCUACAUCUCGAAUUUUGAUUGCUAUUGUUGAAAUUUGCUUAGAAGCAAAAGAUUGGGCAGCCCUAAAUGAACAUAUAAUUUUACUGACCAAAAGACGUUCUCAAUUGAAACAGGCUGUUACAAAUAUGGUCCAAGAAUGUUCCACUUACAUAGACAAGAUGCCAGAUAAGGAAACCACGAUUAAAUUGAUAGAAACUCUGCGUACAGUAACAGAAGGGAAGAUAUAUGUAGAGGUUGAAAGAGCAAGACUUACUCAUCGUUUAGCAAAAAUCAAAGAGGAGGAUGGAGAUAUUUCUGGUGCUGCAGCUGUUAUGUUGGAAUUACAAGUUGAGACAUAUGGUAGUAUGUCACGUUUGGAAAAAGCUUCUCUUAUCUUGGAGCAAAUGCGAUUAUGUUUAGCAAAACAGGACUUUAUGCGUACUCAAAUAAUAGCAAAGAAAAUCAAUGUCAAAUUUUUCAAGGAUGAAAACGACAAAGAAGAGGCCCAGACUCUUAAAUUAAAAUAUUACGAUCUGAUGAUGGAAUUAGCUCGUCAUGAAGGUUGGCACUUAGAAUUAUGUAGACACAAUCGAGCAGUUCUAGAGACUCCAACCGUUAGCAACGAUCCUGAGAGGAAGCAUACUGCACUUUCACGAGCUGUUUUAUAUCUUGUACUCGCCCCUCAUGAACCGGAGCAAGCUGAUUUGACUCAUAGACUACUCGCAGAUAAACUUCUAGAUGAGAUACCGACAUACAAAGAACUGUUACGGCUUUUUGUGAAUCCAGAACUGAUAAAGUGGUCCGGACUCUGUGAGAUCUAUGAAAGAGACCUCAGAGCAACAGAAGUUUUUAGCUCCUCAACGGAAGAAGGUCUAAAACGGUGGACUGAUCUUCGAAAUCGCGUUGUUGAACAUAAUAUUAGAAUUAUGGCAAAAUAUUACACAAAAAUCACGUUAACUCGUAUGGCCGAAUUAUUGGAUUUACCGGUCGAAGAAACUGAAUCGUGUCUCUGCAAUCUAGUCGAAACUGGAGUGAUAAAUGCUCGUACAGAUCGACCAACUGGCGUAGUUCGAUUUACUGGAACACAAGAACCGGCUGCUUUAUUAGAUGCAUGGGCUGCUUCGUUAUCAAAAUUAAUGAGCCUUGUUAACCAUACGACCCAUCUUAUUCAUCAAGAAGAAAUGUUGGCUGUUGCUCAAUCCUAAAAGGUGACAAACAUUUCUCCUUAGCCACUGUUAACAUCGAAUUUAUACGCAAAAAUAUCCACGUACAAAUUUUAAAGGCUAACUAAACUGGUGAUGCUAAGUGCCAAAGUACGUUCCAAGUAGUUUGUUAUUUUCUAUAAUUAAAUACGAUCAUUUAGAUUCUAUAAUGUACGAUGUAUAAAUAUUUAUUACAACACGUAUUAUUCCGAUUUGAGUAUCCUAAUUUCGAUGUAAGGCAAUUUCAUUUUUAUUAUAUUUCAAUUCUCGCAGCCAAAGGGAAUCGAGCAUAUUUACCGAAUGUAAUUUUGCAUUUUCGUAAGGCAUUAAGGAAAAUAUUGUUAUCGUGCGUGCUUUGUUUUGAUCGUUUUACGAAUCAACAAUAUUUGAGUAACAUGUUCGUA
This is a messenger RNA of Colletes gigas, 2021 nucleotides long. It is a transcript of the gene Rpn5, whose product is annotated as 26S proteasome non-ATPase regulatory subunit 12. NCBI's taxonomy places the organism in Eukaryota, Metazoa, Arthropoda, Insecta, Hymenoptera, Colletidae. The transcript has 9 exons. The record is from RefSeq and is a predicted model, not a curated record. The coding region runs from base 256 to 1620 and encodes 454 amino acids. Gene Ontology annotation, cellular component: nuclear proteasome complex; proteasome regulatory particle, lid subcomplex; cytoplasm.